AUGAUGGAGGGUGGAAAAUAUCCUCUCAUUGUCUCUCCAGUAACCAAAUGGAAGUUAAAGGUAGGAGUAGCUAGGAAAGAAAGGGCUGACAUGGAGGUAAGAAAAAGGAGAGUAAAAAAGCGGAGGCAGCUUAGAAAAACAGCAGCGUACACGGAACAGUG
Messenger RNA from Sphenostylis stenocarpa, 161 nucleotides. NCBI's taxonomy places the organism in Eukaryota, Viridiplantae, Streptophyta, Magnoliopsida, Fabales, Fabaceae. The record is from the annotation of a GenBank genome assembly.